Messenger RNA from Phytophthora nicotianae INRA-310, 13656 nucleotides. RefSeq lists its product as hypothetical. Gene Ontology annotation, biological process: microtubule-based movement. The coding region runs from base 1 to 13656 and encodes 4551 amino acids. The record is from RefSeq and is a predicted model, not a curated record. The transcript has 2 exons. Gene Ontology annotation, molecular function: dynein light intermediate chain binding; dynein intermediate chain binding; ATP binding. Lineage: Eukaryota; Oomycota; Peronosporomycetes; Peronosporales; Peronosporaceae. Gene Ontology annotation, cellular component: dynein complex.
AUGGGAGGCGAAGACGGCGAGCGAGCGCCUAAUAAGAACGAGGUGAAUCCUCUCAAGUACAUUGAGCAGCGAGUGGCCUCUGCGUUCCCCCAAUUGGUCGGACCCAAGUUCACCGCCAAAUACGCCACGGAACCCAACGAAAUUUGCGUCAGAGAGUUCCUUGAGAACGAAGAUGUGACGAUGCUUAUCUUCUCUGGAGACAACGUCAUCGCCUCCAUCAAGAUGCCAGGCACUUUGCCUCGAGGCAAGACUGUGUGCUUCACCAAGUUUCACAAGACCGUCAUCACGUCCAAGAACGUCCUGAACGACAUCAUGGUGAACGAGUUGACUCCCAGUAGUGUCGAGUAUCUGGAGCGGAUGGUGUCGGAGAUUUAUCUGCCCUUAUUCUCCAAUGUCGCUAAUCAAGAAGGUUGGGGAGAAGUCGCCUCUAAAGAAGUGGUGGACAAGUUCCAUUCGUAUAUGGCUUCAGUAUCGAUCAUCAGUGGAGCCACAAAGGGCGAGACGUGUCUGCCCCUGCCUCCGAUCGACGGCAACGCUACCAAUCUGAGCAAUAAAGUGUCCUUACUCGAAGGUUCCAUCGUCAUCUGGACCAAACAGAUCAAAAACGUACUCAAGCAAGACCCCGAGGAUCUACUAAAGCAGGGACUUCACCCAACGCCCGACGCCGAGAUCGAGUUCUGGAAGCUCAAAGCUGCUAAUUUGAACUCCAUCUUCGACCAGCUUCAGUCCAAGAAAGUGCGCAAGAUCCUCACGGCUUUGGAUCGAUCUAAAAGCACCUAUUGUACCACAUUUGCUCGGCUGUGUAAGGAGGUUUUUACGGCGCGUAUCGAGGCCAAUGACAACAUGAAGUAUCUGCGUACGCUGGAGGAAUGGUUCAUCCGACUCAACAACGACGAGGACUUCCCCGCACUUACGGAGCUCUUCAAGCCGAUGCUGCAUAUCAUCCUCUUAAUAUGGAAGAACUCCAAGCACUACAACACGCCAGCUCGUCUCGUAGUGCUCAUGCGUGAGAUCUGCAACUCACUCAUUAACCAAGCACGAAAAUAUCUAAGCGGUGAGUUGAUUUUUGCUCUUAUUGACCAAGAUGAAGCCGGUCAAGCUGUAGAGCAACUCAAGACCACUCUACAAGUGUGUUCGGCCUUUAAGAGCACUUAUUUCGACUACAAGGCCACAGCCAAUGCGGAAUGCCCCUCCAACCCAUGGCGCAUCCAGGGCAACGCGCUCUUCGUGCGCCUCGAUAGCUUCCUCGAGCGCUGCCACGACAUCCUCGAUCUCACUCAGACCAUCGUCCAGUUCAGUAAACUGUCCAAGAUCGAAGUGGGCGGCACGAAGGGCAAAACUCUGACGCUGAGUGUCCAACAGAUCCAUGCAGACUUCACAGAGGCUGUCAAUACGUUUAAGGGCGUAUCUCUGGACAUUAUGGACGUGGGUGCGUCCAAAUUCGACGACAAUUUCUACGACUUCCGCUGCAAGAUCAAGGAACUGGAACGACGUCUAGGAUCUGUACUCACGCAGGGCUUUGACGACUGCUCCACCAUCUUCGGCCGCUUCAAGUUGCUCGAUUCAUUCGAGGGUCUUCUCAAUCGCCCGAUCAUCCAGGACGAACUGGAGAAGAAGCAUGUAGCGCUCGUACAGAGCUAUGGCCACGACUUGAAGCUGGUUCAGGAAUUGUUCUUACACUGUCGUGACGCCCCUCCUAUCAGCUGGAACUUGCCUCCGGUGGCUGGUGCUCUCACGUGGUGUCGAGGACUAGUGGAGCGUAUUGAACAUCCCAUGAAGAAGCUGCGAGAACUCAACCAAAACGUCAUGGAGCGUGAAGAAGCCAAAGAAGUCUACAAAGUAUACGGUACUAUCAUGGCCUCUCUACAGGAAUAUGAGAACCAGAAGGUGGAGGAGUGGAGUCGUGACGUCGAAGCGUCUUCGCAGGCCAAACUCAAGUUGCCACUGCUGCUGCGUCAUCCCCAGACGCGCUGUCUUCGUGUGAACUUCGAUCCAGCACUGGAGAAACUGCUACGAGAGAUCAAAUACCUUCGACUGCUUAACAUUGAGGUGCCUCAGUCAGCUCUGCAGAUUUCUGCUAAAGAAGAGACCUUCCGGAAGUAUCGAGGCGAGCUUAUGUACAUUGUGGAGCCGUACAACGCCAUGAUCGAAGGCAUUCAUCCGUUAGAAGAGCCUCUGGUACGUCGACAUAUCCAGAACAUCGACGCUUGUGCUGGACGAGGCAUCGAAGAACUGAACUGGAAGAGCUCAGGGAUUGACACGUUCAUUGACGAGUGUCGGAAGGCGGUGGAAGGCGCCAACGAGAUCGUGACCAACCUCAAGGACAAUCUCAACACGAUCCAAGACACGCUCAAUGCGUGGAAUUUGCCGCUAUUGGAGCGUCAGGCGAAACCUGUGGCAGUGAGUGAACAUGAACGUCAACACAAGAGUUACAUCGUACAACGGACACUCAAGAUCAGAGAGGGAGCGGCAGAAAUCCAUCGACGGUUAAAGCAAUCGAACACGGGGAUCGUUGGAGUCAACAGCGCACAAUGGAAGGCUUAUGUCGACUACGUUAAUAACAUCGUUGUCAACGGGGUGGCACGUGUUAUUUGCUCUUCGCUGGAGUUUCUAGCCAAGCAACUGGACCCAACGGGAGGCAAAGACGGAGAACGAGAAGCCCCACCUCGAGAGGGAGCACCAAAAUCCACUAAAGACCAUCAGAACCGCUUGCCAAUGCUGGAGAUCAAGCUGGAUCUCAUCGCCAACCGUGUUCAGUUCAACCCAACUAUCGGCGAGAAUCACGGCAAAGGACUGAGCGACACGAUUCAGCUGUGGAUCAACUCGUUCUUCAAUGUCGCGACUGCUGUUAAACGUCUGGACUCGGACGGAGGAGGCUCGUACCUUAAGGAAAUGCACUCAGACAUGACGAUCUCCAUGAUGUUGGCAACGAUUAGCGAGUACGAAGAAGAGAACGAGGCGAUGCUGACGGCUUUCAAGCGCAAGUAUGACGGCUACGGGUAUCUGUGGGAGUCCGAUAUGGCUGCUCACUUCCAGACUUUCCUGGCUACUGCAACGGUGCCAGGUGCCAAUGGUGCUGCAGAUAUGCUGGACUUGGAGAAGUUUAACGUCGAGAUCACGAAAUACGAGCAAGUGGCGAGUGAGAUCGAGAACUUGACGACUCCUACAGACAUUGGAUGGCUGCGAGUCAACUCUCAGCCGAUCAAGACAGCCAUGUUGACGUGGGUGAGCAAGUGGGUCUACCAGUACACGACGUAUCUGCAUCAACACGUGGUCAACAAGCUCUCAGGACUCCACGACUUUAUGGAGACGGUCAUUAAAGGUCUAGAGGAGCAAGUGGCGGACAAGAACAAGGACGCGUUGAAGCGAGUUAUGACUCAUAUUCGCGAUGUUCGCAAGCAGAUGGACGCUACGAACGAACUCUUUGACCCCUUACGAGAAGCUGUUCACCUACUCAAGCUACACGGUAUCAACGUAGAGGACACGAAGAUUGGAGAUCAUGCAGUGCAAGACUACUUGGAAGCAGCUCCAAUGCAGUGGGAAGCGAUCGUCAACAAGACAUUCAAGAAGAAAGAGGAGAUCAUGCCGCUGCAGAUGGCGGAGGUCGAGUCGAUCAAGGAAGAGCUCGAAUCUUUCUUCCUGGACAUGCGCAAGUUCCGGAACGAGUUCCGAACGACUGCACCGUUCAGUUUCCAAGGCACACCGAAUGACGCGUAUGCUCAGAUGAACAACUUCGCUUCAGCUCUACACAAGAAGAUGCAACAGGCUCGGGAGUUUAAUGAAAUGGAAGAACUGUUUGAGCUCCAAGUGUCCAAGUAUCAGGAGACGACGGACACUUUGUAUGAGUUACAACAGCUGAAGAAGUGCUGGGACUUAAAGGAUCUCGUGCUAGCCACGUUCGAUGACUGGAAGAGUACUCUAUGGGCUAACAUUCAGACGGAUACCUUUGAAGGAUACGCUCGUGCGUUCAUGAAGCAGCUCAAGAUGGAAGCUACGGAGCACCAGAUCAUCAAAGGCUGGCAGGUAUACAAGGACACUGAGCAGCUUGUGAAGAACAUGUCGACUGUACUCCCGUUGAUCAAUGAUCUCCACUCAGAAGCCAUGCAAGAUCGCCACUGGAAGGCUCUGUCUGCUAUCUGCCACGUGAAGGCCAUAGAGCCAAAAGAUCCCAAAUUCUGCUUCGCUGAUCUUUUGAAACUCAAUCUGCAUUUACACGUAGAUGACGUUGGUGAGAUCGUGGAGACUGCUAAUAAGGAGCAGAAGAUCGAGAAGAAACUCAAGAUGAUCGAGGAAUUGUGGCAACGACUCACACUCGAGUACGUACCGCACAAAGAUUCAGGCACGUUCGUUGUCAAGCCGUCGGAGGAAGUUGUGGAGUCACUCGAGAGCAACCAACUGGAGCUGCAGACAAUGAUCGGUAUGGGUAAGUUCGUCGAAUUCUUUAAAGACCGCGUACUGGCUUCACAGAAAACUUUAGGCCACGUUGAAGAAGUGCUGAAGGAGUGGGUGUCAGUGUCCAAGCAGUGGGCUUCGCUCGAGAGUAUCUUCUUGAGUUCACCGGAUAUCCGUAACCAGCUACCCGAUGAUACGCGUACAUUUGAGUCCAUCGACUCGAAUUUCAAGGAUCUGAUGAAAAACGCAGUGAUGGAACCCAACGUGGUGCUGGCUUGUUCAGUGGAUAGUCGACUAGAAGCGCUUAAGGAGAUGACGGCGAUGCUGGAGAAGUGUCAGAAGUCGCUGAACGAGUAUCUGGACAAGAAGAAGAAGAUCUUCCCUCGAUUCUACUUCGUCUCGAACGUGGCGUUGCUGGAGAUCCUGUCGAACGGCAAUAACCCCAAGAAGAUCAUGCCGUUCUUAGGAGAUUGCUAUGAUUCCCUGUGUAACCUCAUCUUUGAAGAUGACUCGCCCAACACAGCACACACGAUGGUGGCUAAAGACGGCGAGUCGGUCAAGUUACCGAAGAUCUUCACUAUGGCUGGCGCAGUUGAGAGCUGGCUGAAUGAACUUACAGAAGCCAUGAGGUUUUGUCUUCGCAAAGAAAUGCACGACUCGAUCGAGACUGCAGCCAAUUGGGACGUGGAGAAACCUCGACACCAGUGGCUCUUUGACUAUCCAGCUCAAGUUGUGCUGAACUCGACGCAGAUCUACUGGACGGAGGAGACGGAGAUGGCUCUGGAAGAGUUUGAGAAUGGCCAGGAAGACUCGGUCAAGAGGUACUUGACGGUAUGCAACCAGCGACUGGAACAGCUUAUUAAUUUGGUGCUAGGGAACUUAUCCAGUCCAGAUCGCUGCAAGAUUAUCGCGUUGAUCACUCUGGAUGUCCACUCCCGUGACGUCGUAAAGAAACUGGUGGACGAGAAGGUGGAAGGCCCUCUCAGCUUCAUGUGGCAGCAACAACUCCGCUUCAUCUGGAGACAAGAGAAUUACGACGUGGAUAUCCGCAUCACGGACUUCCGGUCCAAGUACUCGUACGAAUGGAUCGGCAAUACUGGUCGUCUGGUGAUCACUCCGCUUACUGAUCGCUGUUAUAUUACGCUCACGAUGGCGUUGAGAUUGUUCCUGGGUGGCGCUCCUGCUGGGCCAGCUGGAACUGGCAAGACAGAGACGACAAAAGACUUGGCUCGCGCGAUGGCUCUGUGUUGCUACGUGUUCAACUGCUCCGAUCAAAUGAACUACCAGACGAUGGCUGAUAUCUUCCGUGGGUUGUGUCAGACUGGCACUUGGGGCUGCUUUGACGAGUUCAACCGCAUCAACAUCGAAGUGCUCAGUGUGGUGGCAACACAGGUUAAGUGCAUCCAGGACGCUAUCGUGUUCAACGCUGUCCCUGCCAAUCGAGAGGCCAAGUACCAGUCGUUACCUCCCGGUACUCCACCGGUAGUCGUCGGAGAGUUCGAGUUCAUGGGCGCAUCCGAUCGUAUCACACUGAUCCCAACGUGUGGCUUCUUCAUCACGAUGAAUCCUGGUUACGCUGGUCGUACGGAGUUGCCUGAGAAUCUCAAGGUUCUCUUCCGUUCGUGUGCUAUGAUUCGACCAGACUUGAAGCCUAUCUGCGAGAAUAUGUUGAUGUCUGAAGGUUUCCAACAGGCUCGUACACUGGCGAUCAAGUUCGUGACGCUGUACGAACUGAGCGGCGAGUUGCUGUCCAAGCAAUUCCACUACGAUUGGGGUCUCCGUGCUGUUAAAUCAGUACUCCGUGUCGCUGGUAUUUUGAAGCGUGCAGAGCCUGACGUUGAAGAGGAUAAAGUACUGAUGCGAGCGCUACGAGACUUCAAUACACCGAAGAUCCCCCACCACGACACGCCGAUCUUCCUGCGGCUUAUUAACGAUCUGUUUAUCGGCGUCGAAGUGGCUCCCAAGGUCAAUACGGAGCUGCGAGAGAAGGCGGUGACGGUCUGUAAGGCCAACAACUUGCAGCACGAUGACUCGUUCAUCCUCAAGAUCUGCCAGUUGCAAGAACUGAUUGAUGUGCGUCACUCGGUGAUGCUACUGGGUCCUGCGGGUUGUGCCAAAACGACGACGUGGCAGGCACUGGCCAAGUGCUGGAAUCUCGGAAAGGAAAAGAAGAUCUGCGUGUAUGAGACGCUGAACCCCAAGGCUGUCACCUCUGACGAACUCUAUGGAUACAUGACGUUGUCCAAAGACUGGAAAGAUGGCGUGUUGUCCAUUAUCAUGCGUGGCAUGGCCAAGAACUACUCGGAGCAGGGAUUCUACGAGAGCCAAACGUACAAGUGGGUGGUGCUUGAUGGCGAUAUCGAUGCAGUGUGGAUUGAGUCCAUGAACACCGUCAUGGACGACAACAAAGUGCUCACUCUAGUGUCGAAUGAGCGUAUCCCGCUGAGUAGUGCGAUGCGAAUGGUCUUUGAGAUCAACUCGCUCAAGAACGCCACCCCUGCUACCGUCUCAAGAGCUGGAAUCCUGUUUAUCAACGAGAUUGACAUCGGCUGGCGGCCAUUCAUGGAGUCGUGGGUGGCCAAGCGCGAGGAAGAAGUCGAACGCACUUAUCUGCCUGGACUCUUUGACAAAUACGUGGAUCCAAUCUACGAUCUGAUGCGAAAAGGCUACAAACAGGUCGCUCCUGUGCGUCUGAUCAACCAGGUGUCGACGAUCUGCUACUUGCUCGAAGGAUUACUCGGCAAUAUCCCAGUGGAGAAGAAGAAUCCAGAGGUGAUUGAGUCCAUCUUCGUCUUCUGUGCGACGUGGGCGUUUGGCGGCCCGUUGAUCGUUGACAAGAGCAUUGAUUACCGUAAGAAUUUCCACGAACUGUGGUGCUCAACGUUUACAAACGUUAAAUACCCGAAGGAUGGACUAUGUUUCGACUACUUCUACAACUUAGAGUCGGGAGAAUUCGAGAGUUGGAGUACAAAGGUGCCCAAGUACUCGCCAGGGUCCAUCGGGAAUGGUCCGGCAGACACGCCAUUCAACUCGAUCGUCAUCAGUACCAACGACUCGGUGCGUAUUCGCUUCCUCGUGGAGACUCUGGUGGCUCGGCAGAGACCCGCGAUGCUCGUAGGCGGCAGCGGAACAGGCAAGACGACGAUCCUCAAAAACUUCCUGCGAGAUCUCGACGACGACAUGCUCUUCUCGAACAUCAACAUGAACUACUACACAGACUCGGCCAAGUUACAGCAGCAACUCGAGUCUGUGAUUGACAAACGCUCUGGUCGCAUGUUCGGGCCUCCAGCUACCAAGAAGUUGAUCUACUUUAUCGACGACUUGAAUCUGCCGUACAUUGAGACAUACGGCACGCAAAACUCGCUGGCUCUGCUGCGUCAACACAUGGACUACAAGACGUUCUUCGACCGUGUGGACUUGGGCUUCAGGAAGGAGAUCGUGGACGUGCAGUACUUGUCGGCUAUGAAUCCCACCGCUGGCUCCUUCAUUAUCGACGAGCGAUUGCAGCGACACUAUGCUCUAUUCGCGUGUAUGAUGCCUGGACGAGAAGACCUCAAGACCAUCUACAACUCGAUCUUAAAGGGACACAUGCAGAACGCAGGCUUCGCUCCUCCAGUGGUGGCGGUCUGUGAGAAUAUCGUCAAUGUAUCCAUCCUCCUGCACGAAGAGAUGGUCAACAGAUUCCUCCCGAGUGCCACCAAGUUCGUCUACAACUGGAACAUGCGUGAAUUGUCCAAUAUCUUCCAAGGCCUCACGCGCUCUAAGGGCGAAUUCUUCCCCACAGCCUUCUCGUUCGCUCGUCUGUGGGUCCACGAAGCCACUCGCGUCUUUUGUGACCGUCUUAUCAACGACGAGGAUAUUCUCAAGUUUGGUGAUCGGAUUCGAGAGGUGACUAAGAAGACGCUGCCAGACUUGGACCAAGUAGCGCUGUUUAACGAUCAGCCUCCACCCCCUCCAGGCUCCGAAGACAGCGCUCCUGUGCCAGUAAACAUCUUCACGACUUUCGCGACUCCAGUGGCUGGUGCUGACAGUGUUUACAUGCCUGUGUCGUCCAUGAAAGCUCUCAAUAAGGUGUUGGUGGAGCAGCUGGACGACUAUAAUUCCAAGUAUUCCAUGAUGAACUUGGAACUGUUCGACAACGCUAUGGAGCACGUGACGCGUAUCUGUCGUAUCAUUGGGAACCCAGGAGGCAACGCCAUGCUGAUCGGUGUCGGAGGAAGCGGCAAGCAGUCUCUAUCACGUCUCGCAUCUCACAUCUGCGGCUUCGAUGUGCGUCAACUGUCCGUCACUUCCAACUUCCGUAUCGAAGACUUGAAGGAGAGUCUGGCUGAGAUGUUCAAGAUCGCAGGUGUGCAGGGCCUUCCCUUGGUUUUCCUCAUCACGGACUCUCAGAUCGUCAACGAGCGGUUCCUCGUCUACAUCAACGACAUGUUGUCGUCCGGUUGGAUCCCUGAUCUCUUCCCUAAAGAAGACCUCGACGGACUGUUGGGCUCUCUACGUAGUGAAGCCAAGGCUAACGGAAUCCCCGACGCGAUGGAUGCACUCAUGGACUUUUUACUGCUGCGCAUUCGUCUCAACUUCCGCGUGGUCAUGUGUUUCUCCCCUGUCGGCGCUGUUUUCCGUGUUCGAGCUCGUCGUUUCCCGGGUCUAGUGAACUGUACAGUAAUCGAUUGGUUCCAUCCGUGGCCUCGCGAUGCUUUGGUGCGUGUGGCGUCCAGUUUUCUCGAGAAAUUCGAGGAUAUUGGGGAUAUUUCGCUGCAAAGGAACUUGGCAAACCACAUGGCUGAUGUCCACAUUUCCGUGACUGAGAUGAGCAAAAACUACUUCGAAACGCAGAGACGCUACAACUACGUGACGCCCAAGAGCUUCCUGGAGCUUAUCAGCUUCUACGAGAUCCUGCUCAAGCAGCGGAAGGAGGAUAUUCAACGUCAGAUCUCUCGUCUGGAUGACGGACUCUCGACUCUGCGUAAGACCUCGGCGGAUGUGGCGGAACUGCAAGUGGAUCUGAAGCACACGAUGGUCAAAGUGGCCGAGAAACAGGCCUCAACGGAUCAAUUACUGGAGCAAAUGGGACGAGAGAAAGCGGGAGCGGAAGUGCAGCAGGAGAACGCCAACAAGGAGAAGCUCAAGGCAGAAGCGGCCAGUGCAGCAGCCGCAGAGCUUGCAGCUGAGGCAGAGAAGGAGCUGAGUCAAGCCAAACCUGCCAUGGAUGCCGCCGCUGCCGCUGUGGAUUGUCUGUCCAAACCUGCCAUCACAGAGCUUAAGAGUCUGCCCAAGCCUCCAGCAGGAGUGGAUAAUGUCACCAAGGCGUGUCUGAUCUUGGUGGAGAAAGAGUACAAGAACCACAAAUGGGAUCGCGCCAAGAAGAUGAUGAACAACGCAGGAGCGUUCCUGGAUGCGCUCAAAGAUUUCAAGGGCGAAGACAUCCCGGAAGCGGAUAUCGCGCGUAUCGAGCCGUUGAUCGCCGAUCCAGAGUUCACAGCCGAGAAGAUGGCGUCCAAGAGUUCGGCUGCUGCGAAUAUCUGCUCGUGGGUGGUCAAUAUCUACACGUUUAACCGCAUUUACGUGCGUGUGAAGCCUCUGAUGGACUCGCUUGAAGCUUCCAAGAAGAAGAAAGAAGAGGCUGAAGAGCAAUUGGCUCGUGCCAUGGGUCAAGUAGCUGAAGUGCAGAAGCGACUGGAAGCUCUGGAGAAUACGCUAUGUCAGGCUACAGAGGAGAAACUCAAGGUGGAGGAGAUGAAAGAAUCGUGCGAGAACAGACUUUUAUUGGCUGGGAAACUGGUGAACGGACUGGCGAGCGAGAAUGAACGUUGGGGCAUCGAGAUCGAGCAACUCAAAAACUCCGGAGUGAUGGUUGUGGGCAACUCCCUCUUAGCUGCUGCCUUUGUGUCUUAUAUAGGCGCAUUCGACCAAGCUGUGCGUAAAGAAUUGUGGCAACAGACGUGGUUCCCUGACCUGGUAGCCAAAGGAAUCCCCAUCACUGAGGGUAUUGAUCCCUUGUCCAUGCUGACGACGGAAGGGAAGAACGCCAAGAUGAUGAGUGAAGGUCUUCCAGCCGAUCGGAUUUCCAUUGAGAAUGGUGCAAUCAUUACGAGCUGCAAACGUUGGCCACUGGUGAUUGACCCGCAGUUGCAAGGCAUCAAGUGGCUUCGUGAGAAGGAGAAAGAUCGAGGUCUUGUUGUCUUGCAGCUGAGUCAGAAUCAAUGGCUACGGAAGACUGAAACUGCGAUCGUCAAUGGCCACGUGCUGAUCAUCGAGAACAUCGGAGAAGAGAUCGACGCCACACUUGACCCAGUGCUUGGACGUGCAGUGUACAAGAAAGGAUCCAAUCUCUUCUUGAAGUUAGCCGGUGAAGAAGUGCAAUAUGACCCGAAUUUCUUCAUGUAUCUCCAGACCAAACUGUCGAAUCCUCACUACAAGCCAGAGAUUGCUGCACAGUGUACGUUGAUCAACUUUAUCGCCACUGAGAGCGGUCUAGAAGAUCAGUUAUUGGAGAAGGUGGUCAAGAAGGAGCAGCCAGAACUCGAAGCGCAGAAACAGGAACUCGUACUGGCCUUCCAGAAGUUCAAGAUCGACCUGGUGGAGCUGGAAGAUCAGCUGUUGGAGCGCCUAGCCAACGCACCCGACGAUAUUCUGAGUGACGUGCCUCUGAUCGAGAGUCUGGAGGAGACGAAGAAGAAGGCGACGGAUAUCUCCAUCUCAGUCAAGAAGAACCAGGAGACGGAGAUCGUCAUCAACAACACGCGAGAACUCUAUCGUCCUGUAGCAGCAGAAGGAGCAAUGCUGUACUUCUUGCUUACGACACUCAGCGCUAUUGACCACAUGUAUCGCUACAGUCUGGACUCAUUCAUCACGUUCUUCUACAACUCCAUCGAUCGAGCGCCACAGAGCGACAAGCAGAGCGACAGAGUACUGAAUUUACGCGAGUCGUUGCGAAUCACCAUCUUCACGUGGGUCUCGCGGGGCCUCUUUGAGGCGCACAAGCUCAUUUUCCUCUCUCAACUCACAUUUAACCUCAUGCGUCGUGGCAUUCUGGGCGAGGACGUGCGAGUGCAAGAAGCCUACAUGCAGUUCCUACUGCGAGGACCCAAAAAAGCAGCAGGUGGUGGAGGCGAAGAAGAAGCGAACCCCAUUGACUGGCUGCCUCCAGCUCAAUGGACAGCGAUCAACAUGUUGGCGCAGCUCGAGGAGUUCCAGAAGAUGCCGCAAGAUCUCAAGGAGGCGUCGUCGCGCUUCCGUGAAUGGUACAACCACGUGACUCCAGAGUCCGAGAAGCUUCCUCUGGACUGGGCUGGGCUGGAUCGUACGCCGUUCCUCAAGCUUCUGGUGGUGCGUUGUCUGCGUCCGGAUCGUAUGACGGUGGCAGUGAACGAGUUUGUGCGUCAAGUUCUACCCAACGGAAGCAACUACUGCGACUGCGACUCGGCUCUCAACGCGUUGCAGGUGAUGGAUAACUCGUACUUGGACUCGACACCUACGACGCCAUUGUACUUCAUCUUGUCUCCAGGUGCCGAUGUGGUGGCUGGUGUCGACAAGCUCAGCGUCAAGUACGGCUUCGAACGAGGUGUGAGUUACCAUAAUGUGUCGAUGGGACAAGGCCAAGACGUCUACGCCAUGGACCGACUGGAGGUUGCACACCGUAAUGGCCAUUGGGUCAUCCUCAACAACAUCCACUUGAUGCCUCGUUGGUUGUUGGCACUGGAGAAGAAACUGGAUGAGUUCGCAUUGGAAGGUUCACACAAGAACUUCCGCUUGUUCCUGACUUCCGACCCGUCUAACUCGAUCCCCAUUGGAGUACUCAACCGCUGUAUUAAACUGACGAAUGAGCCUCCGUCUGGACUCAAGGCAAACUUGAAGCGAGCGUUUGUGAGUUUCCCCAAGGAAUACAUCGAGGAAGCAGAAGGUAAGGUCAAGUCCAUUCUCUUUGGACUCUGCCACUUUCACGCUGUGCUAAUGGAACGCAAGAUGUACGGGCCUCUGGGAUUCAACAUGAUGUAUCCAUUCUCGCUCGGUGAUCUACGAGACUCGGCGAUCUGUUUGCAGAAUUAUCUCGAGAGCUCGGCAGGCGGUAAGAUUCCAUGGGCCGAUCUGCGCUAUAUCUUCGGUGAGAUCAUGUACGGUGGACACAUCGUCAACGACUUCGAUCGACUGCUGGCUAACACGUACCUGGACUUCUACAUGCGCGAUGAAUUACUGGACGAGAUGGAAAUGUUCCCGUUUGUAGGAGACGAGAAAGGUCCGUCCUUCAUGUGUCUCGCUCCGUCAUCGUACGACAAGUACUUGGAGCAUAUUGAGACGGAGCUCAAGACAGACUCACCCCUGGCCUUUGGCCUACAUCCGAACGCUGAGAUCGAUUUCCGUACGACGCAGUCCGAGAAUUUAUUCCGUACUUUAAUGGAGUUGCAGCCUCGAGAUGCUGCAGCUGGAGACGCGGCGAUGAGUCCGUUGGAGUUGGCGAAACAAGGUCUGGAGAUGGUCUUGUCUCGCGUCGGUGAGAAGAAGUUCGAGACGGAUGAGAUUGCGCGUAACUUGGAAGAGAUGGGGCCGUACCAGAACGUCUUCAUACAAGAAUGUGAAGCCAUGAACGGACUGCUUGCUGAGGUGGUGCGAUCACUGAACGAGUUGUCGCUGGGCUUUGCGGGUGAACUGACCAUGUCGGACGCUAUGGAGGCUGUACAGGAGUCUUUGUUCCUGGAUCGAGUGCCCAAGUCGUGGGAGAAACUCGCUUUCCCGUCCAUGCGUCCGCUUGGCUCGUGGCUCACAAACCUCGAAGCUCGACUACAACAACUCGAGGAAUGGACUCAGAACCCAGCGGAUAUCCCUCGUGUCACGUGGCUGUCGGGUAUGAUCAACCCGCAGUCGUUCCUGACUGCCAUCAUGCAGGUCACAGCUCAGAAGAAUCAGUGGGAACUGGACAAACUCGUGAUUCAGACGGAUGUUCUUAAGCGCCGCAAUGGCGAAGUGGACGCGCCGUCUCGUGAUGGCGCUUAUAUCCACGGUCUCUACCUCAUGGGAGCACGUUGGGAUAUCCAGAAUAACACGGUGGAUCGCUCACACCCCAAAGAAAUGUUUUCACCUAUGCCUGUUAUUAACUGCAAGGCUGUAGCAGCCGAUAAGCUUGACGUCAAAGGAUCGUACGUGUGCCCGUGCUACAAAACUGAAUUCCGUGGACCCACCUACGUCUUCUCGGCGCAGCUCAAGUCCAAGUCGCCGCCAGCGCGUUGGGUUCUCGCAGGUGUCGCCCUCAUCAUGGAUAUCGUGUAG